This is a messenger RNA of Echinostoma caproni, 306 nucleotides long. The record is from the annotation of a GenBank genome assembly. Lineage: Eukaryota; Metazoa; Platyhelminthes; Trematoda; Plagiorchiida; Echinostomatidae.
CGUUCCCGCCGAGCCGCCGCUGCGGCUGCUGCUGCUGCCGCCGCAGCUCCGAUGGUUCCGGUUCCUGCAACCCCUGGGGUUUCUUCUGUCCAACCACUUCGUACAAACACGAUGGAGCCACGGGACGUGGAACUCCUGUUCACCGCGACGCAAUUUACCGAUGAGGUCGAAUACUUGGCCGUGCCGGAUAGUAUUUGCACUCCUCGGGCACUGGCUGUAAUCCAGAUUGAGAUACGCUUCGAUUUGUGUGUAGUCUGUUUUAGUCCGUCAUCUUACAAUACGUGUUCGUUCGAAGAGGACACUUGA